AUGGAGUUCAGGUUGCUCCUCUUCUCUCCCUCUGGCGAACCUCAAGCACGCAUAGAGCUGCCCUGGCCAGGACUAGGGGUCAGGGCUGUUGCCCCCUCCCCUGGCUUUUCACCUGGCGCUGAUCCUGGCUCCAUUGCCCACAGCAAUGCUAACAGCAGCAGCAGCACAGGCGGCGGUUCAGGUGCCCUGUCAGGUGCCACUUCAGGUGUCUCUUCAGGUGCUCUGGUGGCGGUGGGCUGUUCGGCCGACCGCCUGCUGCGAGUCUUCCGGGCGGGGGACAGGCGGCCUGUAGUGGAGCUGCCGCACGCGCCAGCUGUCAAAAUUCCACUGGCUGCUGCUGCUGUGGUGUACGAGGAAUGCCUUGGGGUGUCGGAAGCAGCCACCACCAUGGCACCUGGCCCCAUUCAGUGGAGUGCCAACGGGGAGUUUCUAGCCACGCGCUGCAAUGACAUCCCGACCGUCCUUUGGAUCUGGGCGGCGGUGCUGCGCUGUGCGGUGCUGUGUGGUGCUGCGAGGGGACCACAAUCGCUGCGCCAUUGCCUAUUCCCCCUGCCACACCCCACGCAUCCAUACAACCAACAGCCUCAAACCCCUCCUCUUCUCCCCCUUCCAGGCCUCAUACUGUGGAGUGCCAACGGGGAGUAUAUAGCCACGCGCUGUGAUGACAUCCCGACCGUCCUUUGGAUCUGGGCGGCGCGGCGCAAGUUUGAGCUGGCGGCGGUGCUGCUGCAGCUGCAGCCAAUCAGAGCGGCAGCCUGGCACCCGUCAGUUCCUUGCAUUGCAUUCUGCUCCGGUACACCACAUUUAUUUACGUGGAAGCCGGUUAAAUUAAGCGAUGGUGGAAGCAAGAAAAGGGUUGAUGGCGGUGGGAGCACGGAAGGGGUUGAUGGUGCUGGAGCAGCAGAGGCAGUAGUACAGAAGGAAAGGACGAGGCGUGAAACAGCAGACAUGGAUCCGCUAGACGAGCUUAUGAAACUGCAGGAGGAGUACGACAAACUCGAAUCCGUCUAUAACGCGGAUGUGUCCAAGGCUCUUAAGGCUUAUCAGCGAGCAUGCGACCCGCUCUUCGAGAGGCGGAAGCAAAUCGUGUGUGGCGAGUCAGAGCCUACAGAGGAGGAAGCGACAGCUGCAUACCCAGAGGAGGAAGAUGAGGAGGGAAUGGGAGAAGAGGAGGAGGGAGGAGGGGAGCAGCAGCAGGGAGGGAAGGUGGUGAAGGAGCCUAAAGGCGUGCCCAAGUUUUGGCUCACUGUCUUGAAGAAACAUGAUGCUGUAGCGGAGUUCAUUCACAAGCGGGAUGAGGAGGCAUUGGAGAGCCUAAGGGACGUGCGGGUUCGCUUUGUCAAAGCUGCUGGUGACAAUAGCGGGGGUGCCUCUGAUAAGGGCACAGGCGGUACAGUCACGCGGCUGGAACUACACUUCGGCCCCAACGCGUUUUUCUCUAACAAAUCGCUCUAUAUCGAGACUGUGGAGUGGAAGGGCGUUGAGAAAAAUCUGACUCUGCGACAGAUUGUGAAGGCUGGGAAGAAGGGAAAGGGAGGUAAGGGGAAGAAAGGAGCAGGUAGGGAAGCCGAGCCUCCCUCAACAGUCAAGACCAAGCCCUGCCCUUCCUUCUUCAACUUCUUCACUCUCUCGCGCAACAUGCGAGGGAAUAAAGCCACAGCCCAACACAGCAGCAAGGGGGGGAGGGGUAGAGGAGGGGACGGAGAGGAGGGAGACGAGGGAGAGGAGGGGGAUGAGGAGGAAGGGGAGGAGGGAGGAGAGGAGGGUUUGGAGGGUAUGCCUGUGUUUGGGGGGGAGGAUCUGGGGGAGGUGGUUCUGAAGGUGCCUCAGGAGCGGGUGUUAUCUGAUGGCAAGAUGGACGUCUGGCAGGCGCUGUGCAACGAGGUGGUACCCAGGGCAGCUGACCUGUUCACGAGCACGGGCUUUGGGGAGGGGGAGGGAGGCAUGGGUGGUGGUGAUGGUGAUGAUGAUGAUGCUGACGUGGCAAAUGAGGAGGGGUACGAGCACGUUCGGCGCCCACCUUCCGGACCUCAUCGGCUGGUUCGGCGCCGGAUCAGAGCGUUGAAGCACCUGCAGCAGAAGCAGCAGCAGGCAGAGCGGGCAAAGGAGGCGGCCAUUGCUGCUGCUCGCGCCUCUCUGAGUGAACGCUCUGCCGGCAUCUUUGCUCGGCGCAAGGCAGUGGUUAUUGGUUCCAAGGCCCUUCACAGCGGCGAUCCCUCUCUCGCCAGCCUUCCGCGCUUCUGGCUGCUCGUCUUGCGCUCCGUGCCCUGUCUGGUCGAAACCAUUCGCCGGCGCGACCACCCCCUCCUCGCACACCUCUCUGAUAUCCGCUGGAGGCCGCUUAAGGGGAGAGAGGGAGGAGAGGAGGGAGAAGAGGGAGAGGAGGAGGGGGGAGAGGGGGAGAGGGGAGGAGGUGGAGGGAAGGGUGAGAAGGCCGAGUGUGGGAAGGGAGAGUCCGGCUUUGUGAUAGAUUUCGAGUUCCUGCCCGGAUGCAAGGAAUGGAUGGCCAAUCGCGUGCUUUCAAAGGCGUAUUUUUUUCGUACCCGGGCAGGCACUGGUGGUGGUGGCGGCGGCGCCGGGGCAGGAGGUUCGGCGGGUGCCGAGGCUGGGGCGUUGGUUCGGGUGGAGUGUAGGACGCCGAUCGUGUGGGAGGAAGGGAUGGAGUUGACGCUGAAAGAGGUGCAGGACAGCAAAGGCCGGCUGCGAGUCAAGCCCUGCCCCAGCUUCUUCCAGCUGUUUGACAACAAUCGCUGCCACCUGGCAUUCGCUGGUGACGAGGCGGUCCACCUGUCGGCCUCUGAGUUGCUGGAGAGGGAGGCUGACGUGGCGAUGGCCCUGCGUGACGUGGCGAUCCCGCGUGCUGCUGAGCUGUACAGGCAGGCGAAGGAGUGGGAUCAUGGGGAUGAGGAGGAGGAGGAGGAGGAGGAGGAGGAGGAGGAGGAGGAAGAGGAAGAAGAGGAGUCAGGGGAGGAGGAUGAUUAUAACGGAGACAAGUUUGUCGCAGCCUUUUCUAGCCGCAACUGUCGUUCAAGCUCCCUUCUUCCAGCCGAGCUGUCGCAAACGUCGCUCACGUCGACGAUCAGCCCCUUUUCGGUGGGGAGCAUAUCGCACGGGCUGCGACGGGAUGAGGCUUACGAGGAGCGCAGACACAUGCCGCCUUCCGCGCAUGCACCCCCAUCCGCGCAUGCGCCUUCCGCCGCGCCCUCCGCGCAGGCACCCGCGCUAAUGCCCCUCCCGAACGGCGCGCUGUUCGGUUCCGCCGUGCCCCUGCAGCAGCAGCAGCAGCUUCUCCAGGCGCGCGACGGGGAGGGCGUGCAAGCGCAACUCCAUGCGCCGCAGCAGGGGCUGAAGGCGCCGCUUCAGGCGCCGCAGCAGGCGCCGCAGCAAGCGGGCCAGACCGGGGUUUUCAACGGUCACCAGACAGAAUCUCUAGGCACUGGCGCAAGCUCCACGGGGAACACCGCGGGCGCCGCCGCCCUGCCGCCGACCACUACUGCCAACUACACGACUCCAGCGGGCCGGUUGCGCGUUGGUUCACAUCUCCCCCUACUCGGCGGACGGUUCCGCUUCCGCGCAACGAUCUCGGAGGGCGGGUCUGCGCGCGUGUUCGAGGCGGUGGAUACCGCAGGCAGCUCCGCGGCUGGCGUAAGCGGAGGAGGCGCGCUCGGGGGAUUACCAACUGCGUCUGAUCUCCAACGGGGGUCGAAUCAGAACCAAAAUCGGAGUCAGCUACAGCCGACCGUUGUGAUAAAGGCCAUGCACCGGCAAUAUCGUGAGCUUCACGGGUCGCUCCUCGAUUACCUCUGUCGCCGGGCCGUCGAAGACGCCUCCGCGAAGCCCGCCGCAUCAGCCGCCGCGUCUCCCGGCGGCGCGUCCGCGUCGUGCACUUGCGCGGAAAGUCCCGCUGCGGAGGGCGCGCGGAGCGGGCCAGUUGCGCGCGCGCCUGCGUUCCCCGACAGAGUGGAGGACGUCCGCGCGGUUGCGCGCCAAGUGCUCACGGCGCUCGCGGCGGUCCAUUCGAUCGGGUUCAUCCACGGGGAUAUCAAGCCUGAAAAUAUCCUUCUCGCUGCGCCGAUUCCUAGCGGAACAGCUGCGGUUGCUGCAGGAGCGCCGGGUUCGGGGGGGCGGGUUUGCCCGGUGCAUUCGCCGCGGCCGGCGCCGCUGAAUAUCAAACUUGCUGAUUUUGGGAAUUCGUUUAUGCAGCGGCAGGUGAAGGAUUUGUGUCGGGAUUUUGAUGUUCAGACGCUCGCGUACCGGGCACCUGAAGUUUUGCUCGGGCUGCCCUUUGAUAAGAGUAUUGAUCUCUGGUCGCUGGGGUGUGUUCUUUCGGAGCUCGCGAUUGGCCGGUUGCUUUUCGUCUGCGAUUCGCCAUCGCAGCUGCUUCGCCAGAUGGUGGAGAUGCUCGGGUUACCGCCUCCCGCGAAGCUGUUUCGCAACGGAAAGCUCUUUCCGCAGCUGGCGAGGAGCGCGCGUGUGUACCCGUCGCAGCAGCUGGAGGAGAUCGCAGGAGAUGCGGAUGGCGAGGGCGGGAAGGCUGCGGGCGACGACGACUCAGCGGAGAAGAACCAUGCGACAAUUCGGCGUGGUCGACUUGGCCGAAUGCUCUUACAACACGAUCCUCUCAUGGCGGAGCUCAUAUUCUCCCUGAUGGAGUACGACCCAGCUAAACGCCCCUCUGCUCAGCAGGCGCUGCUGCAUCCUUUCAUCCAGACCUCCCAGAGCGCGCAGCCAUCUGCGCCUCCGCCCGUCCCCUCCUCCCCCGCUCCCUCCGCCUCCGUCCCCGCCUCCCCCGCGCUUCCCCCGAUCCCUGCCUUCACCGCACCCCGCACCGCGCCUCCAAUCAAACCCGAGCCCGUCUUCGAGCGCUCCGCCUCCUAUCCUCUCACGUCAGGCUCGGCAGGAGGUUCGGCAGCAACCGGGCCUGAACCCAUGGCUCUGGAUUCUAGGCCUGUGCCUGUGUUCUCCCUUGGGAACGGCAUUCAAGCCUCCAGUCCUGGUGCUUCUUCCCCUGCUACCUACGCUGCACCCAAUGCUGGCGCGAGUGGCGGCGCUGGUAACAACAUGAGCCGAUUCGGUCUUCAGGUGCAGGCGCAGGCACAUUGUGCAUCAGCAGCAGCAGCAGCAGCAGCAGCAGCAACUGCAGCAGCAGUAUCAGCAGCAACAGCAAUACCACCAGCAGCAGCAACAGCAGCAACAGCAGCAGCAGCAGCAACAGCAGCAACAGCAGCAACAGCAGCAGCAGCAGCAACAGCAGCAACUUCAGCAGCAGCAGCAGCAGCAGCAGCAGCAGCAGCAGCAGCAGCAGCAGCAGCAGCAGCAGCAGCAGCAGCAGCAGCAGCAGCAGCAGCAGCAGCAGCAGCAGCAGCAACAGCAACAGCAAUAUUAUCAUCAGCAGCAGCAGCAUCAGCAGUCAAUGGCCCCUCACCCUCCCACCUGCCAAGCUCCUGCCAGUCCCGUCAGCAGCGCCUCAACUGCUUUCCGCCCCGCACCCACUCCCGCCCUCCGCCCUGCCCCUGCGCCUGA
This is a messenger RNA of Closterium sp. Yama58-4, 5523 nucleotides long. Lineage: Eukaryota; Viridiplantae; Streptophyta; Zygnematophyceae; Desmidiales; Closteriaceae. The record is from the annotation of a GenBank genome assembly.